AUGUCUUCUGCUCGCCGGAACGACCCUCAGGUCGAAGCGUCCCCGUCGCCUCCAGCGGUCGACAGGCUGUCCAAGCUGCCGAUGGAGCUCUUGCAGAAAAUUUUUGACGACGCCUAUGCCACCGACAAGCCGACUGAGCCUCUCUCGCGCACCCUCCUUCCGCUCUUCGACCGCUGCGUCUGGCGCGACGUCAAGGUCGUCGGUGACAAGCGCCUCGUCGCAUUCAGCGCCACUUUCCAGACUCGCCCGUCGGUUGGGAGGCACUGCCGCACCCUGAAGGUCCAGCACCUCAAGUCUCCGGCCGUCUCGCAAGCCUCUCUUGAGGCCGUCUUCGCGAACCUCCCGAACCUCACCAAGCUCGUCGUUCACGACGACUGGGAGAUGUUCCUCGACGUCUUGCUCCCUGCCGGACGCCAAGCCCUCUUCCCUUUCAGCUCGUCGAUAAGGCAUUUCGCCUGCCUCUGCAAGACGCAGCGCGCCGACCCGUACCACCCGGCGUACCUCGGAUCGCUCGCCAGCAUGACGAACUUGACUGUCCUUCAGCUCAUCCUCCGGCACAAAUCGCGAAUCAAGACUUUACGUUCGCGCGCUCAUGGCGGCGCGGUCCCGCUGCCGCCGCUCGACGUCCUUUCCGUCUCAGUCUCGCACGGGCCAAGUUUCGACAGCCUGCACUUGCUUCUCCAGAGCGUGCCGACCAUAAAGACGCUCGUUGUGAAGCAUUACGAGGAGCCGUCAAGCUUGGUCAAGGUCAUCUCUGCGCUUGCAGCUCCUGAGCACGUCGCGCAAUUGUUCCUGAUUACGUCGAGCACGUUGCAUAGCGCUCUCCCCGCCGAGCUCAAGCAGCUCGCCGGCCUCAAGCAGAUCAUCUUCCGCGGCAACUUCUCGCGUCUCGGCCGCGAUUCCUUCGACGUCUUGCGCGCGCUUCCGCUCGAGCGUAUCGAGGUCUGCAAGAAGAGCGACAUUUCCGCUAUCGAGUUGAGUUUGCUUGUCGACGGACCGCGCAGAUUGUCCAGCUUGAAGAAGCUCAAACUCGACAACGUCGACGGCAAGGCAGGCGACGUUGCCGAUGUCACCUACGAGGACGUCGCGAUGGACUUCGAGCCAGCUGGCUGGGAACUCCCAAUGUGGACUUCGUCGUUUGGGUACGACGACUAUCUCGAUCUCAAGAUGAAGGCUACCAAGGCGAACGUGGCUAUCAGCGGCACGGUCAAGAACGCAGCACGCGUCGAGGAGAAAUGGGAAAUGGCAAUUUUGGCUCUUGAGGACGACUCGGAGGAGUGGGACCUCUACGACAGCGAAAUUGACGAGGAGUACUGGCUUCUCGAGGACGGAUGUGGCUGA
Molecule: messenger RNA, 1341 nt
Organism: Rhodotorula toruloides NP11
Lineage: Eukaryota; Fungi; Basidiomycota; Microbotryomycetes; Sporidiobolales; Sporidiobolaceae
Exons: 2
Coding region: 1-1341 (446 amino acids)
Source: RefSeq, a predicted model, not a curated record